AUGUCAUCCUCGUUCUCACUUGAUAAGAUCAAUCCGAAAUUAUUAAGAAGGAUCUACCGUGCAUGUAGACCAACCAAUGACGAACCUAACCUUGCCUUAAAUCUUGAAAUCUGUGACUAUGUCAAUGCCAAAAAAGGAUCAGCACCCCGUGAAGCAGCAAUUACAGUAGUGAAAUUGAUUGCUCAACGUGAUCCACAAACUUCAGAAUUGGCAAUUUCAUUAUUAGAUAAUUUAGUUAAGAAUUGUGGAUAUCCUUUCCAUUUACAAAUUUCUCGUAAAGAAUUUCUUAAUGAGUUAGUUAAAAGAUUCCCGGAAAGACCUCCAAUGAGAUAUACUCGUGUUCAAAGAUUGAUUUUGGCUCAAAUUGAAGAAUGGUAUCAAACUAUUUGUCGUACUUCCAAAUAUAAGGAAGAUUUCCAAUAUAUUAAGGAUAUGCAUAGAUUAUUAACUCGUAAAGGAUAUGUUUUCCCAGAAGUUAAGGUGGAAGAUGUAGCUGUUUUGAAUCCUUCUGAUAAUUUGAAAUCAUUAGAAGAGAUUCAAGAAGAAGAAGCUAUUGUUCAAUCGGCAAAAUUACAAGAAUUAAUCCGUCGAGGCAGACCACAAGAUUUACAAGAAGCUAAUAAAUUGAUGAAAAUUAUGGCUGGUUUCAAGGACGACAAUUUGAAAGAAAAUAAGAAACAGCUUCAUGACGAUAUUGUAAGAUUGACCAGAAAGGCUGAAAUUUUGGCCGAAAUGUUAGCUUCAAUUGAAGCCCAAGGUGGUAAGAUUGAUAGUGAUUCUAGUGAGGCCGUAGUUGAGUUAUACUCUUCCAUCAAGAGUGCCCAACCUAUUAUUAACAAAAUCAUUGAAGAAGAAGGUGAUAAUGAAGAACAAGUACAUAACUUGUUACAAUUAAAUGAUGAUGUGAAUAACUUGGUUAAUAAAUAUCAAUUGUUAAAGGGUGGUAAAGUUAGUGAAGCAAGCCAAAUCAAGGUUGGAGCUCUUCCAGAACAAGAGAUGAAUUUAAUAGACUUUGAUGAUGAACCUGAAGAUGUUGUAAACGCUACCAACAAUGAACAAGGUUUCACCGACUUAUUGAGCGAUUUAUCGAACUUGGCAUUCACUGAUAAUACCAACAGUUCAUCAAACAUCAAUCCACUUAAUUUGUAUGGUGCUGGAGGAUCUAUUUCUUUAGGGAACACUUCUAGUGCAAUCCCUUCAAGUUCACAUACUCCAUUGUCGCAACCAGUCCCAAGUUCGAAUUUACCAAAAGUUACACCAUCUACUUCUCAAGGAAAUACAAUUGAUCUUUUGGGAGAUUUUGGUACUCCUUCACCAAAGUUACAGUCUAACACAGUCCAACAAUCAAACGCUUUAGAUCCAUUUGGAUUAAAUUUCCCACAAACUACUCCGAACCCAGUUCAAACUCCAUUAGGUUACACCAAGAUUAUUCCAAUUACUCAAUCUGAAAAUUUGAAAAUUGAAGUUGGCGCAAAUCAAUCUGAUGCUAAUUCAUUCAGAGGAAGAAUUUUAUUCAGUAAUUUAUCAGCACCUACAAUUUCUCAAUUGAAAUUUUUAAUUGCAGUACCAAAGACUUGUAAAUUAGAUUUAAAACCACAAUCUAGUGAUAUGAUAUUAGGUUUCAAUAAUCAUGGAGCUACUCAGGAUUUUGUGAUUGAUAAUCCAAAUCUGAAACAAUUGAAGAUUAAAUGGAAAGCUGAAUAUAAAGUGGAUGGAAAUUCAAAGGAAGAUACCGGGGUUAGUGUUUUAGAAUAG
Hemisphaericaspora subhashii is the source of this 1755-nucleotide messenger RNA. It is a transcript of the gene GGA2, whose product is annotated as phosphatidylinositol 4-phosphate-binding protein. Gene Ontology annotation, molecular function: phosphatidylinositol binding; ubiquitin binding. The transcript has a single exon. Gene Ontology annotation, cellular component: trans-Golgi network. The record is from RefSeq and is a predicted model, not a curated record. Gene Ontology annotation, biological process: protein transport to vacuole involved in ubiquitin-dependent protein catabolic process via the multivesicular body sorting pathway; Golgi to endosome transport; Golgi to vacuole transport. Bases 1 to 1755 code for a protein of 584 amino acids. NCBI's taxonomy places the organism in Eukaryota, Fungi, Ascomycota, Pichiomycetes, Serinales, Debaryomycetaceae.